This is a messenger RNA of Nilaparvata lugens (brown planthopper), 5397 nucleotides long. RefSeq names its product DEAD-box ATP-dependent RNA helicase 20. The record is from RefSeq and is a predicted model, not a curated record. The coding region runs from base 216 to 2429 and encodes 737 amino acids. Gene Ontology annotation, cellular component: nucleus; cytoplasm; ribonucleoprotein complex. Gene Ontology annotation, molecular function: ATP binding; RNA binding; RNA helicase activity. NCBI's taxonomy places the organism in Eukaryota, Metazoa, Arthropoda, Insecta, Hemiptera, Delphacidae. The transcript has 10 exons.
GCUGUGAUUGGUGUUUGAUAAUGAGCAUAUGCGCACUGUAAUCUUUUUGGCUAUUUACGUGUUCUUGUUGAGUUUGUUCACUUGGUCACUGCUGCUUAGCUCGCCUGGCCCUUCCCUUUCUGCCAUUUUCUCUUUGUUAGCCGGUUGCAAAGGCCAGUUGGAGGAUUAGGGUAGAAGAGAUUUAAGUUUUCUCAAGAAAGAUUAUCUGCUGUACUAUGUACGGCAAUUACAACAAUCAUCAAAACAAUGCUAACUUUAACAGGUUUCGCAACAACGAGCAGCAACAGCAACAGCAGCCUUACAAGAACCGGUUCUGGGUUCCCAGGAUCGAUCAAGUCAAUCAGAAUGGCCUGAUCAACGGCUUCGAAAGGAUGGCAAUCGGGCCGAAAGGAAAGGGCACUAUGCCUGGCCAGGGUCUCAGGAAGCCCAUUUGGGACAAAACUGCUCUCAUGCCGUUUGAGAAGAACUUCUAUGAACCGCAUCAAGAUGUCAAAAAUAGAAGCGAAGACGAAGUUGGAGAAUACAGAAGUAGAAAGGAGAUUACUGUGAAGGGACAGAACAUUCCGUUUCCGUCGCAGUUCUUCAAGGAGGGCAACUUUCCCACCUACGUGAUGGACGUGAUCAUGCGCCAAGGCUUCUCCGAGCCAACAGCCAUUCAGGCGCAAGGCUGGCCGAUUGCGCUCAGCGGACGCGAUCUAGUCGGCAUUGCUCAAACUGGCUCCGGCAAAACUUUGGCUUACAUUCUGCCAGCGGCGGUGCACAUCAAGAACCAGAGCAAGCUUAACCGCGGUGACGGGCCGAUCGCGCUGAUCCUGGCGCCGACACGGGAGCUCGCCCAGCAGAUCCAGUCAGUGGCGCACGACUUCGGCGGCACGUCGUCCAUUCGCAACACGUGCAUCUUUGGCGGCGCGCCCAAGGGACCGCAGGCCAAGGAUUUGGAGCGCGGCGUCGAGAUUGUCAUCGCCACACCUGGACGCCUCAUUGACUUCCUCGAGAGAGGCACCACCAACCUCAAGCGAUGCACCUACCUCGUGCUCGACGAGGCCGACCGUAUGCUCGACAUGGGCUUCGAGCCGCAGAUCAGGAAGAUCAUCGAACAGAUCCGACCUGACCGGCAAGUUCUGAUGUGGUCAGCAACGUGGCCCAAGGAGGUGCAAGCUCUGGCUGAGGACUUCCUCAACGAUUACGUGCAAAUCAACAUUGGCUCGCUGGAGCUGGCUGCCAACCACAACAUCCGACAGAUCAUCGAUGUGUGCAACGAUGCCGAAAAGGAGGGCAAGCUCAUGAAACUGCUCAAAGACAUUGGCAAUGAACGCGGCUUCAAAGCUAUCAUCUUUGUUGAAACGAAAAAGAAAGUGGAUGACAUCACAAAGCUCAUCAAAAAGGAUGGAUUCCCUGCGAUCUGCAUUCACGGAGACAAGUCCCAGCAAGAAAGAGAUUAUGUUCUGUCAGAAUUCCGCAGUGGAAAAUGCGCCAUCUUAGUAGCUACCGAUGUCGCCGCUCGUGGAUUAGACGUUGAAGACGUGAAGUAUGUUAUAAACUUUGACUACCCGAACACGUCUGAAGACUACAUCCACCGGAUCGGGCGGACCGGACGCUGCCAGCAGGCGGGCACAGCCUACACGUUCUUCACGGCCAACAACCAGCGCCAGGCCAAGGAGCUGAUCUCGGUGCUCACCGAGGCCAAACAGGACGUCAACCCCAAGCUGCACGAGCUCGCCAACAUGGCCAAGAACACCAUGAACGGCAAACAGAAUCGUAACAGAUGGAACAAUAACAGGACAAGAGAGAAUACAAACGGCUUUGUGAACAAGGGCACAUGGAACCAGAACAUCCAGGAUGUGAAGGAGUUCAAGCCGAGUCAGCCGAACCGAUUCCAAGCUGGAGGCGGCGGCCAGUACCAGAACGGAGGCGGCUACAAGGGCCAGAACUACGGCGGAUACCAGCAGCAGAACGGCGGCGGAUACGGUGGGCAUCCAGGCGCGGGGGGCGGAGCCUAUGGCGGAUACAUGCAGCAGCAACAACAACAGCAGCAGCAGCAGCAGCCUAGGCCUUUCCGCAACCAGUACGCCAACGGCAGUCAGCACAGUCAGGAUUCGCAGAGUGGAGGCUAUGGCGGCUACCAGCAACGCAAUUACGCCGCACCCGACCGCAACCAGCAGGCCGGCCAAGGCAACUAUCAGCAACGCUUCCAGCAACAGCGCUACCAGAAGUACGGCGGCGGUCAGGAGAACGGCAACGUCUACUCGAUGCCCCCUCCCAUGAUGCCCACCUACUCGGGCUCCGACCAGUCGCCCAUGAUGAACCCCAAGUUCUACCAGCAGAGCCGUCCGCCCCCACAGACCAGCCACUGCCACUCUCCCCCCAUGCCCAUGGCCAUGCCCUUCCCCCCCUACCCCGCCUACAGCAUGCAGACUGUCCAGCAGUAGGUCCCCAUCCCCAUCCUCUUCUUCAUUACAUUAUUACCUUCUUAUUCCAAAGUAGUUAGUGAGAAUGUGUCACACAUUUGUGCUUUCAAUAUUGUUUUCUUUUUUGUUUAGUCUUUUCCAACGUAUACAAUAAUAUAAUCGUAAAUACUAAGCUAUUUGCAAAGAAGUUUAGGUGUUUUGGGUUUGCACCACUGAAGUGUGCACAGUAAUAAUUAUUUUCUACUAACUUAACAACACACGAAUCUUUGUCAUGUGUCGCUGCACAUGAUUAUUUUCGAUGCUAGCCUUUGUAUAAAACACCAGAGUGUCUUCUUAUUAUUUGUGGUCGGUCGAUUGGUUGUGUUGGUUGGAUAGCGUUAUUACAUUAUAAUAGUUAUUUCUAUACAACUACUAUCGUCUGUUUCUAUCUCUUUAUCACAAACAACACAAUAUUGUUGUCCGAGUAUAUGAUGUGGCCACAUUCCAAUCUUUUUGUGUUUUAUUAUUUUUUCUUAUUAUAAUAACUAUUAUUAAAACUAUGUAUCUCGGUAUUUGAUAAUAAUUGUAGAAUUAUAAAAAUCUCUGUAUGCCUUUGAAAUGCACGAAACAUUCAGAAGGGGAGGGUUAUGAGCUAAAGUGAAUCAUUAUCAUCAAUCAAUCAAUCAUCAUCAUUAAAAUGUAAUAAUUGGAAGACUAAAAAUCUGUUUUCUUUGAAACUAUGGAAGGAUUUACAAGAUUACAUAUUGUCACGAACGACGGUUGAAAAAUGUUAUUAGUUGUGUUAUACAUAUUUUCUUCUAUUAUUUUUUUACAAAAUAAUAAUUACCUGUCGGUAUUUUUUGCUUCUUGUAUUUGUGAUAUUUCAGAUUGGUGCUGGAUAGGAAACCUAUCUUGUAUUUGUAAUUUAAGACACUAGAUAAUGUUCAUCAACUUCAUGAUAGUAACAUUCUUUCCCCAGCCAGAUAAUCUGGCGAAUAUUAUUUUCUUUUCAAAUAAUUUUAUCUGUAAAUAAAGUGAUGAAGUCAUUAUACCACUUCUGUUCGCAAACUGAUGAAUAGAGAGAGUGCGAAUGAACGUUAUGCAUUGCUCUACAAUGACAACGAAUGACAUUCAUCAUAGAUGUGAUCAUAGUUGUGUUGUGUGUGAGUCACCUAGACCAAAUUAUGUAUUGUUCCUUCCGGUGCCAAAAACAAUCUGACUAUUUUUAUCGAGUACUUUGUUAACUGAAAAAUACUAUGUUGUUCUUAAAUCUAUGCUUGGAAAUAACGAAUAGAAAUUAAUUUUGCAAGCAAAGAAUCUGAUUUUCUAUUUUUUGGCCGUUUGUUAGUGAGGGAGGAAGAGAGAGAGAGAGUUUAGUAGCGAGUGAGAGGACGGGCUCACGCCCAGAAAUGUUCCUUAAAUCCUCUCUUAUAUCUAAAUAUUGUAAUGGUACGAUCAGUCCACCCUCAAGGGUCGUGUACAUAUGUAAUACCUACUAAUAGUUGUUUAUAAUAAUGAUGAUAAAUUUAGUAAUGUAUUAAGUCUAUUGAUUAUUCUAAUUGAACGCUAUAAUGGAAGACCUUGAUUACACUUGAACUGUGAUAUGUAAAUGUAGAGAAUAAUAUUUUAACUUAAGUUUGCAUCGAAUCUUGUCUAUCGUGUCCAUGAGAAAGGUCGGUUAGAACCAUCAUUACACAAAACACACUUACACACACAUACUAUCUGCAUCAAUCAAGCAACGCGCGCGUUCCAAGUAGUAAUUUGCAACUGCAGAGACUUUGUCUGAAGUCUUUGUCCGCAAUUGAGACGCUACAGUAUUUUGAUAUACAAAUUAUUAUUAGUACUACUAUUUUACUGAUGUAUGUCGUCGGCCUUGCGCCGUGCGGUUAAACUAUUGUGAUAUUUUUCUCAAAGACUGAUAAAUGAUUAAUUACAAGCAUUAGACUGUUUUUAAUAAUAAAUCGGUGACGUAAAUGCAAGCUUGUUUUCCUCAGGAGUUUGCUAACAGGCCUGAGCUAGUAGCGGUUGUUAGGAAAAUUAUACGACUGCUCUCAACCAAUCUGGUCUGUAUGUUUUUUACAAAGUUAUUUUUUGUACAAAAAUUAUAUGAGCACAUCAUGCUAGAUUGUUUAUAUAUGUGUGAACGACAUGUAUGUAAACUAGUUGUUUUAAUCUUGCUCAUAUACAUUGAUAUAUCGAUAUUCUAAUAUACUAAGGAAUUUCAGUCUUUGUACGGUAUAUUACAAAUGUUUUAUUUUUUAUGUUACGUUUGAUUUUUAUCUUUUUGAAGUUUAGAAACGAAUGAAUUUAGAUAGCGUUGUAUAUUGUUAAUCGAUUAAUAAACAGUAGAGGUACCGUAGGAAUAAGUCAGUAUGUGUUUGGGUUCAGACAACGGAGCUCUAAGAUGAUGCCGUCUCCGCCCACCUUUCUCGUAGGAAAAGAUGAGAACAAAUUAUUAUUCUAGUAGUUAAUGGAUAAGAAAAAGCUUACAAUCGCAGUUGUUGUAAAAGUGUAAUGAUGCAGACAGAUAAUGACUUUACGAAUAAUUGAUCUUAACGAAUGGUAUUUGAGAAAUUAAAUAGCAAUAGCAAGUGCUCGGUGUUCUUGAUUCUGUGCCGUGCAAUUUUUUUACCAUGACAAAAUGAAAUUUGUGAAAAUAAUAUAUAUUUGUAUACUGGUAAAAUAUAUAGGUCAAUUUGUUAUGAUUUCUUUCUUUUUAAAUAAGUUUGGCGACCCUUGUGAAAGUGUGGGAUGAAAGAUAUAUUUGCACAAAGCCUUUGUUUCCUUUGAGGGCAAACUCUUGGAUAGCGAGUGUUUGUUGACAGAGAAAGCAGGAGAUGUUGUGAUAGUUUUUAUAUGUAUAAAAAAAUUGUCAGAAGAUCUGUAACAAUUUUUCUAUAGAAUAUAAUGAUCGAGUAAAACUCUUCUGUGAGUUUCUUCAAAGUGCAUUUCUUGUAUGUAAUACAGUAUUAUUAUUAGAAAAAAUUAAAAUCAUGCAAUCUUGAUUUAA